AUGUCAAAAAAAUCUCAUGAUCAAUCUUCACCAUCAGACUUAAAUCAACAUCGAACACAACAAUCUUCACUUCUCGCACAAUUUACAAAUGCAACAGCUCCCGGUUAUCAGCCACAACCUCAAGCAACAACAUCAACACAUUCAUCGGCAUCAGGUUUUAAUCAAAAUAACACAUCUUAUAAUACUAAUUCUACAAAAUCAAACUCUACAGCUUCUGCUAGUCAAACAGCAAAAAAUGUUUCAAAUACAUUUCUACCAUUGCCAUCACAAACAAUUAAUUUAGCUACAUUUAAAGGUUUCAAAUUCGUUACACUUGAUGGUUUACUGAUAGAGACACGUGAUAUUUAUGAUAAAAUUAGUGAUACAUACCAAUGGGAAAUGUGUCAAGAUCAAGAAGAUCGAUGUAUAGCUUAUAUUCGUGAUCAAUGUGUUAAUAAACGAACAUUUCUUAUUACGUCUGGUGGAUUGGGAAAAAAUAUUGUACCUAAAAUUCAUGAAUUACCACAACUUUAUGCUGUUUAUAUUUAUUGUGCGGAUGUUGUGUAUCAUCAAGAAUGGGCAUGUAAAUUUUCAAAAGUACGUGUUGUUUGUAAUAAUGACGAUAAAUAUUUAUUACCUCAAUUUGCUGUUGAUGUGGCACAAGCUACUAUUGAUUGGGGAGAUGCACUUGUCAAAGAUGGUAAACGUGAUGCAG
Molecule: messenger RNA, 694 nt
Organism: Rotaria sordida
Lineage: Eukaryota; Metazoa; Rotifera; Eurotatoria; Philodinida; Philodinidae
Source: the annotation of a GenBank genome assembly